AUGUCUUCUCACUCUACUUCUGCAUCUGCUGCUACCACUGCCAACCAAGCUCUCAUAGCUCUUGUUGCUCGGCUCACUGAGAUGGUUCAAGAUGUUAUCCAGUUGCCGUCGCAAGAGGAAAAAAUGGAGUUGAGCCAGAAGAUUGCUCAUGAAGUGAAUGACGUGAUUCGCUCCUAUGGAAAGGAGGCUUCCUAUGUCUCCCCUGGCCUGCUGUCACUUGCAGCAGAGAUCUUUCGCGCUCAGAGGUGCACCACACAAUUGGUGGAAAUACCGGAUUGGACCCAUCUUGGGCACAAUAAGGACAUGCGCAUGAAGCACCCAUUGUACAGUAAGGCCUUGGGUAAUGCCCCACCUAUUGCAUCUGCAGCUUCUGUACCAGCCCUCCUUUGCAUCGUACCAACUGAUCCCGGAAGCCCAUCAUCAAGUCAAAGGAGAUCUUGUCCUGACACCGACACUGAGAAGGUGAAGGGGAAGACCAAGGCCAAGGCACUAGAAGUUGAUGGCGAUGAGGAUGUCGACUUCAUCAAUGUCAAUGAGCUUCUGGACUGUCGAGCACCAAAAAUCAAGGUGCAAGGCUGUCAUCCCUGCAAAAAAGCUGGGUACACUGAAGGCAAGCCACUUUAUGACCAGGGAAGUGACAAAAACUGUCUAUCCAGUCCAAGGGCAAGGGCACCAGCAGGAAAGCCAAGGUCCAAGAAUAGAUGCUGGGCGAAGGAUGUGGAGUGUUGCCCCCGGUUGAUGAAGAAAGGCAAUGUUGCCUUGACUUGCUCAUUGUACCACCUCUGGAAGAUGGCAUGCAUCCAGACCAAUACAGAGAGCCCCAACAUUACCCCCACCACCAACACUACACCACCUGCAGCUGCAGUGACCACUCACUCUAAAAUAACCCAGUCCAAAGCCACCAGAAAAAAAAUGAGGGAGAAAUCUAAUGCAAAAGACAAGAAAAUCUGGCAACCUAGUCCUAUCCAAGAGGAAGACAACAGCAUCCAGAUGCUCAAUGGCACUGUGGAUGUGACGGGUGCCCAACAACAAUCAGCUCCUUUGGCAUUUGCAAACAAUUUCCCUCCUAAUCACUGGAUCGAGCCCAACAAUGAUGAGUUGCCACCUCCAUGUCAUAUCCUGUAUUUCGGACCUACGCCUGACAAUGUUCCCAUGCUUCAUCUGGACCUCAGAGCCUAA
Molecule: messenger RNA, 1179 nt
Organism: Suillus bovinus
Lineage: Eukaryota; Fungi; Basidiomycota; Agaricomycetes; Boletales; Suillaceae
Exons: 8
Coding region: 1-1179 (392 amino acids)
Source: RefSeq, a predicted model, not a curated record